AUGUCCAGGCUCUCUGACAACCGCCUCCUCUGCUUCGAUGUCUAUGGCACCCUUGUCGACUGGGAAUCCGGUCUAGAAGCCGCCUUGAAACCCCUCCUGGAAAAGGGCAAUGCCCAUGUAUCGCGGGCUGAGAUUCUCAAGAUGUUUGAGGAGCUGGAGCACGAACAGCAGACCCUGACGCCAGACAUGCCGUACUAUCAAGUUCUCGCCUCAGUCCACCCUAAGAUCGCUCAGCGUCUUUCUCUGCCACCGCCGACGGAGGAGGAGAGCGUGAAGUUCGGCGAGAGUGUGGGCACGUGGCCUGCCUUCCCCGAUACCGUCGAGGCUCUGAAGCGGUUGUCCAAGCACUUCAAACUGGUUGUGUUGUCCAACGUGGAUCGCGAGUCGUUUGCAAAGACCAAUGCCGGCAGUCUGGAGGGGAUCCAUUUCGACCGCAUCAUCACCGCGCAGGAUAUCGGCUCCUACAAACCCGACCUGCGCAAUUUCGAGUAUAUGUUGAAGACGGUGCAAUCGGAGCUGGGUGUGGAGAAAGAGCAAGUGCUCUCAACGGCCCAGAGUCAGUUCCAUGACCAUCGGCCAGCCUCGAAAGUCGGCAUCAAAUCUGUCUGGAUUCAGAGACAAGGGUCGAUCAUUGGCAACGUCAGCGAUCCCAUCUACAACUGGAGAUUUGAUACUCUGGGUGAUAUGGCAACUGCUGUGGAGGGUGGUCAGUAG
This is a messenger RNA of Aspergillus clavatus NRRL 1, 714 nucleotides long. RefSeq names its product putative haloalkanoic acid dehalogenase. The record is from RefSeq and is a predicted model, not a curated record. The transcript has a single exon. Lineage: Eukaryota; Fungi; Ascomycota; Eurotiomycetes; Eurotiales; Aspergillaceae. Bases 1 to 714 code for a protein of 237 amino acids.